AUGUCUCAGUACGUGAACGACCUGUGGCCCGGCUCGCCUCGGGACAAGGAGUCCCCCUCGACGUCUCGGUCGGGCCGGUCCAGCCGCCUGUCCUCGGCGUCCAGCAGUCGCUCGUCUUCUGGGAGCUCUCGGUCCCGCUCUAGCGGCUCGAGCCGGGCAUCGUCGCGGAGUCGGAGCCGGCCCCGAAGGAGGAGCAGGUCCAGGUCCUGGUCCAGGCGGCGCCACCAGAGGAAGUACAGGCGCUACUCGCGCUCCUACUCGCGCAGCCGGUCGCGCUCCCGCGGCCGCCGCUACCGGGACAGGCCCUACGGCGCGUCCAGCGGAUACCGCCGGUCGCCGUUGCGGCCUCGCUCUCGCAGCCGCUCCGGCUCGCGGGGACGCCCGGAUUACCGACGGGCCUACGCGCUGCCGCGGGGGCGGCGCUACUACGGCUUCCGCCGCACGGUGUACCCGGAGGAACGCCGAAGAUGGAGGGGCAGGUCCCGGACCCGGUCGCGGAGCCCCAGCCCUUUUCGCUUGACUGAGAAAGAUCGAAUGGAGCUGUUAGAAAUAGCAAAAGCCAAUGCAGCAAAAGCUUUAGGAACAGCUAACUUUGACUUGCCGGCUAGUCUCAGAAAAGUUCUUGGAUCUAAAGAGACGAACCAUGGAACAGCUGUACCAAACAGUGGUGCAAAGUUUGAGCUGUUGGAAAAACAAGCAGAAGAUGGAACUAAAAAUCCCAGUGAAAAGCCUUCCCAGCAAAAAAGCAUAGCUUUUAGCUCUAAUAAUUCUGUAGCAAAGCCAAUGCUUCAGAAAUCAGCUAAAGCUACUGCUGAAGAGACCUCUUCAGGAUCCCCCAAAAUAGACAAGAAAAAAAGUCCAUAUGGACUGUGGGUUCCUGUCUAAAAAAAGAAAACUAAUGUAUAAGGUUGGCUGAAAUGCACUUUAUUGCAAGUGUGUGUUCCUAGCAUUAUUCCAUCUCUGGGAGUCAUUUAGUGGUAAUUGUUGGAAUUACAAACAAUGACAAAGAAAUAUGUAAAUCUUUAAUAUUUAAAUACUAACAUUUUAGGUUUCUCUUAUAGAUAAGAGAUAACACGUGGACCCAGAGGAUUCAUACAGGUGGGAGUCUUGUACAUAUACUUGUAAAUGUUUUGUAUAAUAUCGAUUAGUUAUGUAAAAGCAAAAUUUAUAAGAACAGUAAUUGAUUUGUUUAUAUUUAAUAAAUUUCUUGUUUU
Odobenus rosmarus divergens (Pacific walrus) is the source of this 1214-nucleotide messenger RNA. It is a transcript of the gene RSRP1, whose product is annotated as chromosome unknown open reading frame, human C1orf63. The transcript has 4 exons. NCBI's taxonomy places the organism in Eukaryota, Metazoa, Chordata, Mammalia, Carnivora, Odobenidae. The coding region runs from base 1 to 885 and encodes 294 amino acids. The record is from RefSeq and is a predicted model, not a curated record.